UUUAGAUAUCAACACAAAAAAAGGUUACUAUAUUUAGAAGGAUAAAUUUGAUUAGAAGAUCACCCAUUUAUCAUUUCCUUGCAACUUUUUCACGAAAAUGGCGACAUGCAACACCACAAUUCAGAUGUACCUCACGACUGUCUUCGCAAUCGUGAUCCUUCUCGCGGCAAGCCAAGCCACGGAAGCGCGUUUCACAAGCCUAUGCGCUAAAACCGCAUACCCAACUUUGUGUCAACCGCUGGUGAAAGGGCCAAACCCGAGACGAGCCACACACAACACAAUCCGAGCCUUGGAGGCUAAGACGAAAUUGGCGAUUACAUCUUCUGCGAGAUUCAAACACGGUAAUCCAACCGUUGCGAUUUGCUACGCGACUCUUGUGGAUGCAUCGUUCAAUCUUGUAAACGCAAGGAAGAGCAUUAGGCAAAGAAAUGUUAUGUCCCUAAAAAUGUUUUUGACCGCGGCUGUGUCAGAUUACGGGGUUUGUGUAAACGGAUUCAUAGAUUCACAUCAAGUCAACACCGUUCAGAACGCUGUGGAUGAGCUCAGGAAGAUCGGAACUAACUGCUUGUUGCUUGCUACAUUGAUUAGGUGAUCGAGCCACAAAAGAAGAAAACAUUCAAACUAAUUCCUCAAAAACUGUCUGAAACAAAAAAAAAAAAGCUUAAACUUAAUUAUGUAAAUGUUCCUUUCUAGUUUUCAGAGGUUGUUCUUGGUCAACAACAUCAACCGUAUAAAUGUAAUGAUAAUAGAACUUUUAGCCAUGAGUCUCCUGAUUCU
This is a messenger RNA of Capsella rubella, 777 nucleotides long. RefSeq lists its product as uncharacterized. The record is from RefSeq and is a predicted model, not a curated record. The coding region runs from base 98 to 592 and encodes 164 amino acids. Gene Ontology annotation, molecular function: enzyme inhibitor activity. The transcript has a single exon. NCBI's taxonomy places the organism in Eukaryota, Viridiplantae, Streptophyta, Magnoliopsida, Brassicales, Brassicaceae.